Molecule: messenger RNA, 2651 nt
Organism: Notechis scutatus (mainland tiger snake)
Lineage: Eukaryota; Metazoa; Chordata; Lepidosauria; Squamata; Elapidae
Source: RefSeq, a predicted model, not a curated record
UCAGGGUUAACAUAAAACUGAACUAAGCUCCAAACCACAUAGUUGGAAGUCUUCCCAGCCAAUUCACCAUGACAGCAAGGAGUUAUAUGAGACAGAUUUUUUAAAAAAGAAAACAGUAACAGGAUGGACCUCUCAGAGAAAGGAGACCCCAAGAAAGCUUCAUUCCUUUCUGUUUCUGCAGGAUCUGUUUCUCCAAAAAGUGUUAGCCCUCCUGAGAAAAUAUCUCCGGGAAUAUGUGGCACCCACUAUCCUCUCAGCAUCGCCUUCAUUGUAGUGAAUGAAUUUUGUGAGCGCUUCUCCUACUAUGGAAUGAAAGCUGUCCUGUCUUUGUAUUUUCUCUACUUCCUGCAUUGGGAUGAAACAACUUCCACAUCUGUGUACCAUGCUUUCUCAAGUUUGUGUUACUUCUCACCAGUCAUUGGUGCCUUCAUUGCUGACUCCUGGCUGGGAAAAUACAAAACAAUCAUUUAUCUCUCCAUUGUUUACAUUAUUGGGCACGUGAUCAAAUCAGUUGGGGCAAUAACAAGUGUGGGAAACCACAUUACUCAUGUGAUUUUGUCAAUGACGGGCCUGUCUCUGAUUGCUCUUGGAACGGGAGGCAUCAAACCCUGCGUGGCAGCAUUUGGUGGAGACCAGUUUGAAGAAAAGCAUGUCCAGGAAAGGAACAAGUUCUUCUCUGUUUUCUAUCUUGCCAUUAAUGCAGGAAGCUUGAUCUCCACUUUUCUUACUCCUGUGCUAAGAGGGGGCGUGCAAUGCUUCGGAGGGGACUGCUACGCUCUGGCUUUCGGGGUUCCCGCUGCUUUAAUGAUUGUAGCUCUUGUUGUGUUUAUCUCUGGAAAUAGACUUUACAAAAAGAUUCCACCACAAGGAAAUAUCUUGCUGGAAGUUUGCAAGUGCAUUGUAUUUGCUUUGAGAAACCGAAUCAGAAAUCGUUCCCCAGAGAUACCCAAAAGAGAGCAUUGGCUAGACUGGGCAUCAGAAAAAUAUUCAAACCAGUUGAUCACGGAAGUUAAAAUGGUGACACGGGUCCUUUUCCUCUUCAUCCCAUUACCAAUGUUCUGGGCACUCUUUGAGCAACAGGGGUCCAGGUGGACUCUACAAGCAACUAAAAUGAAUGCUAACUUUGAAAGAUUUGUCCUUCAACCUGACCAAAUGCAGUUCUUAAAUCCUCUCUUGAUCCUUGUCUUCAUCCCUGUCUUUGACUUCGGACUAUAUCCCUUGGUAAACCUGUGCAGACUUAAUUUCACGCCCAUUAAAAAGAUGGCAACUGGCAUGAUCCUGGCCAGUCUGGCAUUUGCAGCUGCAGCUAUUGUAGAACUCAAGCUAGAGGAAAAUGGUAUGCCUAUCCCAGUUCCCAAAGAAAGCUACAUUCAGGUCCUGAAUUUAGCAGACAGCGAUGUUGAACUGACUCUUGAGGGAUAUGACUUGUUCCGGCAGCCAAUUAAACCUUUUCAGGACCCUGCUGAAUACUCCAGAUUAAUUCUCAAUAGUGACCAACAAUUUAUUCAAGUUAAGAUACAGCACCAAGGAUUAUCAUCCACAUAUAAUCAUUCGAUCGAUGAAAUGUCAGUCAACAGUUUAAUUAUCUACAAGAGAGGAGGAAACCUAACAACCAAUAUAAUUGAAGACAUGCAGAAAAAGCCAUCAGAAGGAAUGGCAGCAGUGAGAUUCAUUAAUACUUUGGAAUGGGAUGUCGGCAUCACUCUUGGUGAGGAGGAGUUCAUCACUGUUAACAAAAGUUAUGGUGUUUCAGAUUACAGGACCCUGCCAAGAGGAAGGUACAACAAUGCAAAAUUCCAAAUGAAAGCAGAAGUAUCUGCCCUGAAGCUUGGCCUUCUAGAUUUUGGAGCUUCAUACACUGUUGUCCUAACACAAGGAUAAGAUUAGGCUGCAAACAAAUGAGACCUUCAUAUUACAAGCAUUAUUCAAAGAUUUUUAGGCAAAUACAACAAUUGAUAUACCACAAGUUAGGAACUUCUAAGUCACACAGAAAUCAGAACAAAAGAGGUCAUAUACAUAUAAUUCUCCUGCUGUCAUCAGUAAAAGUUUGGAUGAAAUUCUAAGCACAUUUUCUUGAGAAUGCAUCAAAUGCAAGUCGAUCAUCUGUCAUACAUGAGCAAAUGUAUACAGUCAUUGGCUCCAGCCUUAUUGUUUUAAAUAUUUCAUUUUAUGGCUCAACACCCUCAAGAGAAUCACAAUGCUCACUCCACGAUUAUGUUCAGAAUAUUCUGAGAAAAUUCAGAUGACAUUCAUUACUGCAUUGCUUUGCCUUCAUUUUUUGUUUUCAGCAUUGGACUUCUGACAAUUUCUGCCACUUGUGCUACGUCAUUGUAAGAUCAAAUGGAUGGGCCCCACAGCAAACAUUGGGAAGGCCUUCAUGAUAGCUUGACCAAGGCCUUUUCAAACUUGGCAGCAACCAUGAAAAAUAUCAAUUUAUUUGCAUUAUGCCUAAAUUUGCCCUCCAUUAAUAGGGAAGGUAUUAGGUUUUAUUUAUUUGGUUGCUUUGUUGAAUUGAAUAUGUGGACUAGUAAAACGAAUGGCAUUCUGGGGCUAUGAUCCUUUGUCUAGCUGGGAUCAAAACCUACUGAGCAUAACACAGGAGGAUUAUUUCUGGAUAAAUAUGCACUAGAUUGCGUUAUAAACAUAUCAGU